AUGGCUGUGGAUGUGACCAGGGCCUUGGCGAAAGGAAGUGUCCCCCCAGGGCCUGUCCCAGAAGGCCUGAUCCGAAUCUACAGCAUGAGGUUCUGUCCUUAUGCGCACAGGACGCGCCUGGUCCUCUGGGCCAAAGGCAUCAGACAUGAAGUUAUCAACAUUAACCUGAGAAACAAGCCCGAGUGGUACUAUACAAAGCACCCUUUUGGCCAAAUUCCUGUCUUGGAAAAUAGCAAAUGUCAGCUGAUCUACGAAUCUGUGAUCGCUUGUGAGUACCUGGAUGAUGCUUAUCCCGGAAGGAAGCUGUAUCCAUAUGAUCCCUAUGAGCGAGCUCGUCAAAAGAUGUUAUUGGAGCUCUUCUAUAAGGUCCCACAUCUGACCAAGGAGUGUCUGGUAGCACUGAGAUGCGGGAAAGAAUGCGGUGAUCUGAAGCUAGCCCUACGCGAGGAAUUCUGCAACCUUGAAGAGAUUCUUAGCUACCAGAAUACCAUCUUCUUUGGUGGAGACUGUAUAUCCAUGAUUGACUACCUCUUUUGGCCCUGGUUCGAGCGGCUGGAUGUAUAUGGAAUAGCUGACUGCGUGAACCACACCCCAGCCCUCCGGCUCUGGAUUUCGGCCAUGAAGCAGGACCCCACGGUGUGUGCUCUUCUCAUAGAUAAGAACAUGUUCCUGGGCUUCUUGAAUCUCUACUUUCAGAACCACCCUGACGCCUUUGACUAUGGGCUUAGUUGCUGAGCCCCAUGGUCCGCCCCUUCAGAAUCCAGAAUUCCCAAGCAUGUCGUGACUCUGUAUCAGGAGUUGUUUGGGUGGGUCCAUUAAUCUCUGUUCAUUUUCUUUAAGGUUCCCAAUAAACACGGAGACAGAAAAGGCAUUCUUUCUGAUAAUCACUGUCUGACUUCACAAGCCCAUAGCUUCUAAGGAUCGUCUAGAAAUCUAGUGCCCAGUGCUAAUGUCCAAGCACAUUUUAGGAGCUGGUGUGCCUCCUGGCUCCUGGGCCUUUGGCCCAGUUUCACCUCCAGAUUAUUGAUGGUGAUGGUGAGGUUCAAGGCCUCCCCAUCACUGACAUUUGUCACUAUAGACUGGCAUUCUCCACAGCCUCCCCGGUGGGAGGAAAGCUAGAGAGGAAAAGGAAGACAACAUCUCACAUCCAAAUA
Molossus molossus (Pallas's mastiff bat) is the source of this 1154-nucleotide messenger RNA. It is a transcript of the gene GSTO2, whose product is annotated as glutathione S-transferase omega 2. The transcript has 6 exons. Gene Ontology annotation, biological process: glutathione metabolic process; L-ascorbic acid metabolic process. The record is from RefSeq and is a predicted model, not a curated record. Lineage: Eukaryota; Metazoa; Chordata; Mammalia; Chiroptera; Molossidae. The coding region runs from base 1 to 735 and encodes 244 amino acids. Gene Ontology annotation, cellular component: cytoplasm. Gene Ontology annotation, molecular function: glutathione dehydrogenase (ascorbate) activity; glutathione transferase activity.